Molecule: messenger RNA, 702 nt
Organism: Trichoderma virens Gv29-8
Lineage: Eukaryota; Fungi; Ascomycota; Sordariomycetes; Hypocreales; Hypocreaceae
Exons: 1
Coding region: 1-702 (233 amino acids)
Source: RefSeq, a predicted model, not a curated record
AUGCCGCCAACCUCAUCAAAACCGCCUCCCCUCCCGCUCGCCCCCGACCGCGCCGCCAUAUCAAACAAAAUCUCCCUCCUCCUCUCCAACCGCACGUCCCUCCUCAAGACACUCAACCCUGCCUCCUCCUCUUCAUCAACUCAAUCCUCCACGCCGCCGCCGCGUCGGUACAACGUCAACGCAGACGACAUCGAGCAGCUCUUUUCCGGGCCCCGGCCCAACGAAGGCGUGGGCUAUGUUCCCGACCGCAAGGCCGCCGCCGGAGACGCGGCCGCGAGGGAGGACAGGAUGCUGAGGGGAAGAUUAUUGGGCAAGGGUCAGAGGAACGGCAAGGGAUCUGCUGCGGCGGGGAAGAAGUUCGCGGUUGAGAGCGAGAGUGAUGAGGAGCCUGGGAGGAGUGGGCUGGGGAAGAGGAAGAGGCCGAGGAGGGAGCAUGUGGUGGAAGAUGCGGUGGAGGAGAAUGAGGAGGGGAGCGGAGAUAAGGGGGGAGAAGAGCUGGGAAAGGAUGAGGUUGAAGAUAUGGACACGGGUGAUGGGAAAGGAGAUGAAGACGCUGACGCUGUUCUGGUGCAAGAGCAACAAGUGGCAAUACCAGAUCAAGAAGACAACGACGGGGAUGAUGCGAAAAGGAAUAAAAAGAAAAGGAAGCGCCAGAGGGAGAAAGAGAAGCAGAAGCAGAAGAAACUCGGCAAUGCUUCAUAA